Nothoprocta perdicaria is the source of this 685-nucleotide messenger RNA. RefSeq names its product biliverdin reductase B (gene BLVRB). NCBI's taxonomy places the organism in Eukaryota, Metazoa, Chordata, Aves, Tinamiformes, Tinamidae. Bases 9 to 638 code for a protein of 209 amino acids. The transcript is spliced from 5 exons. The record is from RefSeq and is a predicted model, not a curated record.
CUCGCGCCAUGGCCACCUGCAAGAAAAUCGCCAUCUUCGGUGCCACCGGCAUGACCGGGCUGGCCACGCUGGCGCAGGCGCUGGACGCGGGGUACGAGGUGACGGUGCUGGUGCGGGACCCGGCGCGGCUGCCCCCUGAGCGGAGCCCGGCGCACGUGGUGGUGGGCGACGUGCUCAACGGUGCCGACGUGGAGCGCGCCGUGCAGGGCCAGGACGCCGUCCUCAUCAUCCUGGGCACCCGCAAUGAUCUCAGCCUGACCACCGUGAUGUCCGAAGGCACCAAGAACAUCGUGGCUGCCAUGAAGGCGCACGGUGUCAGGAAGGUGGUGGCCUGCCUGUCGGCCUUCCUGCUGUGGGACCUCCAGAAGGUGCCACCGCGGCUGCGGCCGGUCACCGAGGACCACAUCCGCAUGCACCGCGUGCUGCAGGAGUCCGGGCUCGCCUGCGUCUCCGUGAUGCCCCCGCACAUCGCCAACGACCAGCCGCUGACCGGCGACUACGCGGUGCUGGUGAACACGUCGGGCGGCUCCCGCGUCAUCUCCAAGCACGACCUGGGCCACUUCCUGCUGCGCUGCCUGGGCACGAGCCAGUACGACGGGCAGAAUGUCUACGUGUCCCGGCACUACGGCCCGGCCUAGGGCGCCCCGGGGCCCCGCCACGGCCAUAAAGCCCCUCUUUUCUUCCA